AUGCUUCUGAAGUUUGGGAAAAAGAGUCACAGCCCGACUACACGCAACACGGAAACAGAUAAUGUCAGUGUUGAUGGUUCUGAGCUUCUUGCUCGUUUUCACUGCUAUCGCCAUUUCGAAAGAAUAGUGAAAAAAAGAUACAAAUGGCUUGAUAAAGUGGACGUUGUUAUUGGUAAGGUUGAUGCAGUCACAAGCUUUGAUAUAUAUUUCAUAUAUGCCUAUCCUCUUCUAACGGUGGAAGAGUUUCAGAAAGGGCAUGUGGAUUCAGACAAGAUCAUUAACAUUGCAUACAUGUUUAAUACACCCGAGGGGAGGGUGAAGAACCCAGAUUUUCUGAAGGAGGUUUUGUCUCUUUGCAAGAAAGAAGAUCAUCUCAUAGUGGGUUGCCAAAGUGGAGUGAGAUCUGUAUAUGCAACUGUUGAUCUUCUGGCUGAAGGGUUUAAGGAUGUCUCCAACAUGGGUGGAGGUUAUCUGGAUUGGGUUAAAAAGGAAUUUUCUGUCAAGAUACAUGUCACUAAAUAGGAGGAGGGGGAGGAGGGCUUAAAAGUUAAUUAAGUGUCAAUCACCUCCUUAAGAUCUAAGGUGAUAGUGUGGGACUUUUUUAUAUUGGUGUAGUUAGUCGAAGGCCAUCACCGAUUCGAAGAACAUCAAAGCAGCAUCAUCCGUUGUCGGCACCAAUAACCCCUCUUAUUUCUUUGGAAAUAAGAGGAAAUUGGGAAAUGGAGGAGGAAAACCUAAGAGGGAGAGAAGGAGAACUCAUGGAGAAAGCUAUUUUCGUACUCAUAGUACAACCUUCACAAAAUGAGUCACAACUCUCUGCUCGUAGCUCCAAAUCAGGUAAUUCUUGAAGAUUCGGAUUCUACACGAAAUUUCCUUCGAUUUGAUAUAUUAAUUCGUGUCAGGGAAGUUCUUGAUGAGGGAGAUAAGCGAGUUUGAAGAUUGGAGAUUCUUGUUGAAUUUAGAGAAAAAGUCCAGAUUUUUGGCUAAGAUUAAGGAUUAGCGGCUUGUGAUGGGCGAGGAUAACUCGUAGAGUUACUUCGUUUAGUUCAGUUGUGUCGGUGUCAUGCUCUGGUCUUGUAACACUGGGGGACGUUGCGUUUAGAGUUGGAUGAUAACUCUAGUAUUGAUUUUGUUGUUGAAUAAUGUUGUUCAUCCCUUGAACGUGGUAGAUGAUGGUUUUGAAUAUUCAACUAAUAAAGUAUUCUGCUGUGUUUUAAA
This is a messenger RNA of Vicia villosa (hairy vetch), 1218 nucleotides long. Its product is annotated as thiosulfate sulfurtransferase 18-like. Bases 1 to 522 code for a protein of 173 amino acids. Gene Ontology annotation, molecular function: catalytic activity. Lineage: Eukaryota; Viridiplantae; Streptophyta; Magnoliopsida; Fabales; Fabaceae. The record is from RefSeq and is a predicted model, not a curated record. The transcript is spliced from 9 exons.